Equus caballus (horse) is the source of this 4824-nucleotide messenger RNA. The record is from RefSeq and is a predicted model, not a curated record. Lineage: Eukaryota; Metazoa; Chordata; Mammalia; Perissodactyla; Equidae.
GAAAAAGCAAUCUCUCUCUGAGUGUACCACCCUCUGUGCACAGCACAGUUCUGAAAGGUGAGCUCGCUUUUCCCCAAGUGGUGGUAACUGGGCUCUGGGUCAGAUCAUGACGAGCAAAGAACAUCCUUCCUGUUAGAACCCUGAUGUUGUACUUGCACCUGAUCUUUAGAACAGGUUCAGGAGACACUCCACGUCCUACCUCAGGAUGUGAACCUUUACCGUUUGCUGUGCCAAGCCACGCUGCCUGCCUAGAUAGUGGCUGCUUUUGGCUGCCAUGUUAAGUCUCUGAAUUUUAUUCCUCGGUGACCUGGAGAGGUUGGAAGAGAGGGAGGGAAGAAUUAUGGCCUGAAAUAAAUUUUCUGAGGAGCGUCCUUUAAAAACUUUAUCCCUAUCUAUUAUUUUAUUUUAAAUAUGCAGUGGCCUGAUGAAUGACUCAUGUUCUGAUUCCUCUAAAAAAGAAAAAACAUUCUGAUUCUCUAAGAUUUCCCUCUCUACCCUGACAUCCUCAUCUCCAGUUUCCCCUUUGUUUCCGAAUGAGAAACUCCAGUAAUCUGUUGGGCCUGUAAUUCUGUGAGCACUUACCAAUCCAAAGGCUAAACUCUCAGCAAUGAGAUGACCUUGAGUGAACUUCAGAGAGAUUAGCCAGGAGAAAGGAUUAAACACAUUUAUGUGAGUACAGUGCUGAGAGGAACAGAGAGAGAACAAAGUGGCACUGUUUCUGGAAUCCAAUGGCCUCCUGGUGUAAGAAGUGUGGGCAGCGAGACCCUGCAUACUUACCGUACACCUCCGUGCGGAUCACGGAGGCAGAGAUGAGGGCUUACCACCGUUUCCUAGGAAGUGUCGUCAGGCUAGAGUGUAUGGCAAAACAAGAUGAAAUUAUGCAGCAGGAAAUCAGGCCUUUGGUGGCAGUGGAUAUAAUUGAACAACUUCACAGACAGUUCGCCAUUCUUUCAGGAGGCCGAGGGAAAGACGGAGCCCCUAUCAUCACUUUUCCAGAGUUUGUGGGGUUCAAACACAUCCCAGAUGAGGACUUCCUGAAUGUCAUGACCUACCUGACUAGCAUCCCCAGUGUGGAGGCUGCCAGCAUCGGAUUCAUCAUUGUUAUCGACAGACGAAGGGACAAGUGGAGCUCCGUGAAAGCUUCUUUGACACGAAUAGCUGUAGCAUUCCCAGGAAACUUGCAGCUCAUAUUCAUCCUUCGUCCAUCUUGCUUUCUCCAGAGGACUUUCACUGACAUUGGCAUCAAAUACUAUCGAGAUGAAUUUAAAAUGAAAGUGCCGAUCAUUAUGUUGAACUCUGUGUCUGACCUUCAUGGCUACAUUGAGAGAAGCCAGCUGACAGAGGACUUAGGGGGAACCUUGGAAUAUCGCCACAGUCAGUGGAUGAAUCAUCGAACCGCCAUUGAAAACUUUGCCUUGACAUUGAAGACCACUGCCCAGAUGCUCCAGACCUUUGGGGACUGCCUGGCCACGACAGAGCUGCCCAGAGAUGUGCCAUCCACUGAAGUCCUUCUCAUGUCCCACACCAGGCAGCGGGACAGGCUGCAGGAUGAGCUGAAAUUACUUGGAAAGCAAGGGGUCAUGUUGCUAUUGUGCAUUCAAGAACCAGCAACCAAAAGCCCCACCAGCAAACUCAAUCCCAAUGAACUUGAGAAUGUAGCCACCAUCAAAAGGUUAUUAGUUCAGUUGGAUGAAACAGAAAAAGCCUUUAGUCACUUUUGGUCCGAGCAUCACCUGAAGCUUACCCAGUGCCUGCAACUACAGCGCUUUGAGCACAACUUUUGUGAGGUUAAACUUGCCCUGGACACCCUGCUGGCAGAGCAGGCAGAGUUUACAGACAUUGGAGACAGCGCGAUGCAUGUGGAGCAACUUCUUAAGGAACACAAAGAACUGGAAGGAAAAGGCCAGGAGCCUUUGGAAAAGGCCCAGCUGCUUGCACUAAUUGGGGACCAGCUCAUCCAAAGCCACCACUAUGCGGUGGACUCCAUCAGACCCAGGUGUGUGGAGCUCAGGCACCUCCGCGAUGACUUCAUCAAUGAAAACAAGAAAAAACACGACAUUUUAGGAAAGUCCUUGGAGUUGCAUAGACAGCUGGACAAGGUCAGCCAGUGGUGUGAAGCGGGAAUCUACCUCUUGGCUUCCCAAGCUGUAGACAAGUGCCAGUCACGAGAGGGGGUUGACAUUGCCUUGAAUGACAUUGAGGCGUUCCUGGGCACAGAGAAGGAGUACGAGCUGUCCAGCCUCAAGGAAUUUUACAACCAGUUUGAGUUGAUGCUCACCCUUGACGUCAAGGCCAAAGCCCAGAAAGUCCUGCAGAAGCUGGGCGAUGUGCAGGAAAUAUUUCACAAGAGGCAAAUGAGUCUGAUGAAACUGGCAGCCAGACAAACUCGCCCAGUGCAACCUGUGGCCCCUCAUCCUGAGUCCUCCCCAAAGUGGGUGUCACCAAAAACCAGUCAACUCUCCUCCUUGGCUCCUCUUCAGAAAACACCUGAGGCACCUUAUCUGGAGACAGAGUUGAACUCCCUGGAAAAGAAAGAUGAUGAGACUAAAUCUGAAGUCAAGGAUGAAGAAAUACUUGAAAGCAGUCAUGGUGGGGAGAACCCUGAGCCGGAGCAUCUCGGCGGUCCCGAAAAUCUUUCCCCUGGCAGGCGCAUUGUACAUGACUUGCUUGAGACUGAAGAGAUUUAUAUAAAAGAGAUUAAGAGCAUAAUUGAUGGAUAUAUCAUUCCAAUGGAUUUUAUUUGGCUGAAGCAUCUGAUUCCAGAUGUUCUUCAGAAUAACAAGGACUUUCUCUUUGGGAAUAUUAGAGAACUUUAUGAAUUUCACAACAGGACUUUUCUGAAAGAAUUGGAAAAGUGCAUUGAAAACCCUGAACUUCUGGCACGCUGCUUUCUCAAGAGAAAAGAAGAUCUUCAAAUAUAUUUCAAAUAUCAUAAGAAUCUGCCCCGAGCUAGGGCAAUCUGGCAAGAAUGUCAGGACUGCGCCUACUUUGGGGUCUGCCAGCGCCAAUUGGAUCACAAUCUCCCUCUUUUUAAGUAUCUUAGAGGACCGAGCCAGAGACUUAUGAAAUACCAGAUGCUGUUGAAGGGUCUGCUGGAUUUUGAGUCCCCUGAGGAUUUGGAAAUACACCCAGGUGACCUUGAUGGAGGUUUGGCUAAGAAUGAGCCAAAGAGGACCAAGGAUUCAGCAUUCUCAGCCGAACUACAACAAGCUUUGGCCAUGAUGGAGGAUUUGAUCAAGUCCUGUGAGUUGGCUGUGGACCUGGCAGCAGUCACUGGAUGUCCGGAUGAUAUUGGAAAACUGGGCAAGCUGUUGAGGCAUGGCUCCUUCAACGUCUGGACAGUUCACAAGGAUCGUUAUAAGAUGAAGGAUUUUAUUCGAUUUAAGCCCAGCCAGAGGCAAAUCUAUCUAUUUGAAAGGGGAAUAGUGUUCUGUAAGAUACGAAUGGAGCCCAGUGACCAGGGCCUGUCUCCUCAUUACAUCUUUAAGAAGUCUAUGCAGUUGCUGACAAUUUCAAUUCGCCAACUCGGAAGAGGGAGCAACAGAAAGUUUGAAAUUGCCAACCGAAAUGGACUUGAGAAAUAUAUCCUGCAGGCAGCUUCAAAAGAAAUCAGAGAUUGUUGGUUUUCAGAAAUAAGCAAAUUAUUGAUGGAACAACAAAACAAUAUUAAAGUUACAACUGGGCAUGGGAAUAUUGGAAGAUGUCCCAGUGGCUCACCUGAGCGCCAGACACCCUCCUCUCUGCCUCUAUCAGAUGUUUAUGAGGAUGAAGACAAUGGCAGACAGAUCUCCCCCAAAUGCUGCUCCGGCAGGGAGUUUCUCUCCGUGGAAACUUUUGACGAUUGCGAAGGUGCAGAAGAUAUGGAAAAGGAGAGCAGUGCUCUGAGUCUCUCGGGACUUUUCCAGUUGGACGACAGUUAUGAAGGCUGUUCCUCCAAAUCUGCUCUGGAAACGGGAGAAAGCAUCCAGGGAGAGAGAGACGACGAUGAAGAGGAAACCUGAGUGUGAAAGAGGAAAGGACAGUAAGCGAAUGUCAGCCAUGGCUUCUCUGACUUUCUUCUUGGAAUUUCGGGGCAACAAACAAAACUGAGGAGAGCUUGGGGUGUCCACUCGCUUGCUCGCCCCUGGGGGAGACGACUAGUUUCUGGGCAAAAGCAGUGCGGGCGAGGGAAGGAUGCCCGAGGCCCCCCUCCCCAGAGAACUGACACUUGUUCGCGACACCCGCGGCUCCCCGGCUCCGCCGCGCCGCCCCAGGCCGUCCUCAUUCCGGGGACAGGCUGCUGGGGCGCCGAGGCCGGGCCCACCCUUAAGCGGAAAGCAGCAGACGGGCCUCGGAGCCCGCGGACCUGCAGCCGGGGCAGGGGGCGCAGGGCAGCUUUCCGGAGCCUCAGGAGCCGCCCACGUCCCGCCCGCGGAGCCCACCCAUCCUGGAGCCGGCCGCGGAGACCCUCGGCUGCGUGCCCGCGCCUGCGCAGGCGGUGGAGCCCCCUCCUGGAGGGCUGAGGCCAGGGUUUGUCAACGUUGGAACUUUUGACCCGGCCGGAUCGUUCUUUGUUGUGGGGGCUGUCCUGUGCAUUGUAGGAUGUUUAGCAGCAUCCCUGACCUCUACACACUAGAUGCCAAUAACUCCGCCGCCCACUCGCCCAAAUUGUGACAAUCAAAAAUGCCUUCAGACGUUGCCUAAUUUCUCCUGGGGUGGGGUUUGAGGGGAAAUGGGUUGAGAACCUCUUAUCGAGCCUUGGUGGAGCCUGAGCGACUCAAACCCAACAUGGGCCGAAGACUGCCCCCACCCCUACCCGGCGCUCUUCCUCCCCCGGCCUCCCCC